Orbicella faveolata is the source of this 3256-nucleotide messenger RNA. RefSeq lists its product as uncharacterized. The record is from RefSeq and is a predicted model, not a curated record. Lineage: Eukaryota; Metazoa; Cnidaria; Anthozoa; Scleractinia; Merulinidae.
CAGACCUAACGUGCCGUAAGCUUGGAGUACUCCUAAAUAAGGCAAGAGUCAAACAUAUUGUUUGAAAAGAGACUCUUGUAUUCGUCUUGACAACGAGCUCGAACUCAGUGAAAUUCAACACCCAAAUCCUGUUUAAGUUUCACAGGAAGUUUUAACCAUUAGGGUAGAAAACACAAGGUCGAAUAUAUGAUUGUUAGUUGACCAAAAUAUAGAAAUAAUUUGCUCGAAUAAGGACAAUAUAAAUUGCCCAAUAUCUACUGAGUGUGGUAAAAUGGGGGUCGAGAUCAGGUAAGUUCUAGUUAGCAAUAUCUUUCUUUUUUUCAUGAUAUAUACAGCUGAAAAGAAUGAUAUUUUGAAACUUGAUGUCCAAAGCUUCUUUUCUGUGGCAAGCAGCAAAAAUAAAAUCGCGUUCCACUGAAAACUAAAUGCCAAAGGAUCGAAAGAAUUGGUUCUCGCGAUUAUGUAAUAACGGGCGCAGAAUAAUAUAUAAAGCAUAAUUCAUGAUGAAUUAAACUUUUAUUUCUCAUUUCACAACAAAAUCUUCAGUUUGAAAAAUCGUGUUCUCGGCUUCUAACGAAAUCACGAUUCAUGAGAAAACAAAUUAGCUGUUUCGCAUUUCACGGGUAAAAAAAUAAGCACGAGAUGAUUACGAACCUUCAUUCUUGAGCAAUGUUUAUUACCAUAGGAAUUCUUAAUCCACGGCCAACUCCAAUUCUUAGAUCUGGGAAACGACAGAGCCAUAGCUUCUAAAUACCCCACUGUGGUUCAAUUUAACUCUAACUGAAAGCAUGUACAAGGAUCUGCUUUCUGACAAGCGUUGACUUCGUUCCUUGUGCAGUGCAUUUUGUUGUUUCUAAACGUUAACGUUCGUUUCUUCACAGCAAGACACCUAGGAUCACGCCGCAGAACAUGAAUUCCUUUUCCCUCGGUAUUUUGAUCGGCCUUCUUUCCUGUUUGACCGGCAACGUUUCAAGCCAGCUUCGGAAAUGCUUGGGUAGCUCCAACUACUGUCCUGGGCAAUAUGGAGCCCUGAAGGCGGUCUGCAAAGCCGGAUACUGUUUCUGUACUGGACAGGACUACGACUAUAACACUUGCUUGCCUGAUGCGUUUGGAUGUCGAAUCAAGACUAAAUCUAAUACAGCCCUUGGCAAGCCACAGUAUAACAACCAGCAGCCCAGCGUUAUCUACAGCUGCACGCCUGGCAGCAGCUCCACACAGUACGAAGUCCACGUAAUGUCAGUGUACGAGGGGAAUAGACACACACGCCCUCCAUCCGCCGGUGAUACUAAUGUCAAUAUCGUAAGCGGCGGCCAGUCAGGCCGGCCUAUUAUACUCGUGUUUGCCAGUUACGAACCUGUUAACUGGAUUCUUAAUUUACCAGCUGGCAUUACCAUCAGUAAAGUCAUCUUGGUUGCUUAUUACAUAAGUGAAAGUUCUGUUAGUGGAGAUGUGAAUCAAGUGCAAGUGGUUGAAAAACAAGGCACCCGUAAUUCACAGUGGAGUAGGGGAUAUGGUACAGAUACAGGCGGGGGAGAUACAGUGGGACUCCUGAGACAAAUACACAACACUUAUGGUGUAGUGACGUCAUUUACUGGCACUUACAAAGCAGAUCAAUGGUCACUGACGUUAUCUUCUUCCCAAGGGCUUGGAUUCACAACCACCGUAGUCACUACCACAGCUACUACAACCCCACCUCCACCAAUACCUACAACCACACCCAAACCAAUUAUUUCCCAACAGAAAUGCAUUGGUAGCAUUAAUUAUUGUCCUGGGAAAUAUGGAGCCCUGAAGGCCGUCUGCAAAAGCGGAUACUGCUUUUGUACUGGACAGGACUACGACUAUACCACUUGCUUGCCUGACGCAUUUGGAUGUCGAAUCGAGGUUUCUUCUAAUACAGCUCUUGGCAAACCACAGUAUAACAAUCAACCGCCCCGGCAAAUCUACAGCUGUACGCCUGGCAGCAGCUCCACACAGUACGAUGUGCACGUACUGGCUGUGUACCAGGUUAUUAACACACGUCCCCCAUCAGCCGGUGAUGCUGCGGUCAACAUUGUCAGCGGCGGCCAGUCAGGCCGACCUAUUGUACUCGUGUUUGUCAGCUACGAACCUGUUAACUGGAUUCUCAGUAUUUCAGCUGGCAUUACCAUCAGUAGAGUCAUCUUGGUUGCUUAUUACAUAGAUGAAAGUUCUGUUAGCGGAGAUGUGAACCAAGUGCAAGUAAUUGAAAAACAAGGAACCCGUUCCUCGCAGUGGAGCAUGGGAUAUGGUUCAGAUACAGGCGGAGGUGAUACAGUAGGACUUCUGAGAGAAGUGCACAACAGGUUUGGUGUAGUGACAUCAUUCACCGGCACUUACAAAGCAGAUAAAUGGUCACUGACGUUAUCUUCACAAGGACUUGGAUUCACCACCACCGUAGUCACUACCCCAGCUACUACCACCCCACCUCCACCAAUACCCACCACCACACCCAAACCAACUUUUCAACGACAGAAAUGUUACUCCGGAUCCAACUCUUGUCCUGGAAGUUCUAAAAUGAAGUCUGUCUGUAAAGACGGAUACUGCGUGUGCACUGGACAAGAUUACGACUACCAUACUUGCUUACCUGAUGCAUAUGAAUGCAGAAUCGUUGCGAAUAAUGCUAAACCUCUCGCCAAAACACGGUACAACAAGCAGCCCCCCCAGACAACCUACAGCUGCAAGCCUAAGUUCUGCUCCCCAGAGUACGAAGUCCAUGUACUGUCUUUGUACGAAGUUAUAAACACAAGUCCUCCAUCCGCCGGUAACGCUACCGUCAAAAUUGUCAUCCGUGCAAGCCUAAACAGACCUAUUAUACUAGUGCUUGGAAGUUAUGAGCCUGUUAACUGGAUUCUUAAUUUACCACCUGGCAUCGUCAUCCGUAAAGUCAUAUUGGUUUCUUAUUACGUGGAUCAAAGUUCCGUGAGUGGAGAUCCGAUGAGGCAAGUAAAAUCAGUUGAAAGACACAGUUGGCAGUGGGGUAUGGGAUACGGCACUGAUUCUGGUGGAGGAGAUACAGUAGCACUUUUGAAGCAACUGCACAACAGUUAUGGUGUAGUGACGUCAUUUACAGGCACUUAUAAGGCAGACGAAUGGUGGCUGCCGUUGCAGGGAUAUGCAUCUCAUGCAGUUCCUUCUAAUGACUGACACGUCCCCAGUCGGCCUCCUUCCCGACAUCACGGCAGCCAUAUUUGUGUACCAAAACAAUGAAACGGCGGCCAUGUUAGUGUACCAAACCAAU